Messenger RNA from Suillus paluster, 763 nucleotides. RefSeq lists its product as uncharacterized. The transcript is spliced from 2 exons. Lineage: Eukaryota; Fungi; Basidiomycota; Agaricomycetes; Boletales; Suillaceae. Bases 61 to 444 code for a protein of 127 amino acids. The record is from RefSeq and is a predicted model, not a curated record.
GCUCAAUUGGAGCCACUCGAGGGACCAAUGUGACUUGACCUUACCUCUCUAUCGCAAAACAUGUCUUCUCUUUUAUCGAAGUCGUUCGAAGCUCUCAAGAUUACGACCCCACAACAUACCGGGGAUUCCAUGAGACGACGCCCGUUCAAACUUGUGCGUCCGAAAAGGCAGCAAAUGAACCCGUACACAGGUCUUCCUCAUGUCCAAUAUUACGGAUAUGCAGUCUCUCCUGAGUGGCUUAUUGAAUCUGCGGAGCGACAUUGCUUAGAAGCGUUACCCUCUCGAAAUGCCAAUGACUACGAGGGAACUACCAUAACACAAGCAUACGAGCUCAUUCGGCAUUUGGCGGGCAUCUACAAUCUAGCGUGCAAUUUUUUUUUCAAUCCCAAGGGUCACUCCGUGCCUCCCGAGUGGGUUGCCGCUAUGUACGAACUCGAUACCUAGUGCUGACGGCCAUGACGGAGAGUGUUAAGAUGCCAACAAAGGGGCUUGACCAGCCAAAUGAUAUAUCUAGGCAAAUCUGAAACAUAGCGCUCCACAGCGGUAUACAGAAGCAUGGGGGCCUCGGGCAUCAUGAUUUGCGGACGUGGCUGCAUUAAAUGGAAUGAGUCAUGCGUGCAAGUAGGAGUGCUGUGACACUAAGUAGCUACAGACUAUGGCACAGCCAGUUUACUAAGUGUGAACGGUGUCAAGCCUAGAUUUCGGGAAAUGCAGAAACGAUCGAUCAGUGAUACUACUCUGAUCAAGUCGACCUCACUGUGAC